UCUCCCCUUCUUGGCCAUUUCUACUGCCUUUCAAAUUCUUCUUUCCUUGCAUAAAAAUUAAUUUCUUUCUUCUCUUUCUAAUUCAAUUAAUAUCUUCUUCCAUAUUUGUAAGUAACCACCCUGCCAUUUGUUUUCAAUGAGACCAACGUUUGUAGCAAUCUUCUUAGUCUCCUUUGUCUUUCCUUUUGUUAUUUUUGCUGCUAGAUCCUUUCCAGAGAAAUCUGAUUGUAAUGGUGUUAAAAGUAGGAUUGAAUUUGAUGCGUCUAUGCAGUUUUUGGAGGCACCCGCCUAUCAGAACGGUCUUCAGUGUCCCAUUUUGGCUUCAAAUUCUUUGUUAUUGGUGUGUGAUCCUUUGGUUGUUCACAUCGCAGUGACACUUGAUACUGAAUACUUGAGAGGAACUGUUGCAGCAAUUCAUUCAGUUCUCAGACACGCUUCUUGCCCGGAAAAUAUUUUCUUUCACUUCAUUGCUUCGGAUUCGAGCCCGGUUCAUUAUAAUGAACUAACUCAUAUCGUUCGGUUGGCUUUUCCUUCUUUGAAGUUCAAGGUUUAUGAGUUUAAAGAAUCUCUUGUUGCUAAUCUUAUCUCUUCCUCAAUCCGUCAAGUUCUUGAGAAUCCAUUAAAUUAUGCGAGGAGUUACUUGGCUGACAUGCUUGAAAAUUGUGUUGAUCGUGUGAUUUAUCUUGAUUCUGAUACAAUAGUUGUUGAUGAUGUUGAAGAACUUUGGAGGGUUUCUCUAUCUGGGUCAAGAGCAAUUGGAGCUCCAGAGUAUUGUCAUGCAAAUUUCACCAAGUAUUUCACUAGUGAGUUCUGGUUUAACAGUGAUUUCUCCAGGGCUUUUGAAGGGAAAAAUCCUUGUUACUUCAACACAGGAGUGAUGUUAAUGGAUUUAAAUAGAUGGAGAGAGAAUGAUUACACAGGAAAGAUUGAGAAGUGGAUGAGAAUUCAAAAGGAGAAGAGGAUUUAUGAGUUGGGUUCUCUUCCACCAUUUUUAUUAGUAUUUGGUGGAAAGGUGGAAGCCAUUGAUCAUAGAUGGAAUCAACAUGGACUUGGAGGAGAUAAUGUGGUGAAUAGUUGCAGAAGUUUGCAUCCGGGGCCGGUGAGUUUGCUCCAUUGGAGUGGGAAAGGGAAGCCAUGGGCAAGGCUUGAUGCCAAGAAGUCAUGUCCAGUUGAUGUUUUGUGGGCACCUUAUGAUCUCUAUAAGUUUGCUAAACAUUCUGGGAACUAAGAACAGUAACAGCAAAAAUAUUGAUUUAUCCAAUUUUCAUUCUUUUGAUUAUUGAUGUUUAAAUGACAGAGAUACAGAGUUCAUUUAGAAGUACAAUUUGUCCUCAUUACUCUUUUCCUUUGUAUAGUCAUCUGAUUGUAAGUGGAUUUAGUGGAAAGAAAUAGAAGGGUAUUGUUUUGUUU
Messenger RNA from Mangifera indica (mango), 1410 nucleotides. RefSeq names its product probable galacturonosyltransferase-like 10. NCBI's taxonomy places the organism in Eukaryota, Viridiplantae, Streptophyta, Magnoliopsida, Sapindales, Anacardiaceae. Gene Ontology annotation, cellular component: Golgi apparatus. The transcript has a single exon. Bases 137 to 1228 code for a protein of 363 amino acids. Gene Ontology annotation, molecular function: glycosyltransferase activity. The record is from RefSeq and is a predicted model, not a curated record.